Portunus trituberculatus (swimming crab) is the source of this 797-nucleotide messenger RNA. It is a transcript of the gene Ssu72, whose product is annotated as RNA polymerase II subunit A C-terminal domain phosphatase SSU72-like. The coding region runs from base 124 to 702 and encodes 192 amino acids. Gene Ontology annotation, biological process: termination of RNA polymerase II transcription. The transcript is spliced from 6 exons. Gene Ontology annotation, molecular function: RNA polymerase II CTD heptapeptide repeat phosphatase activity. Gene Ontology annotation, cellular component: nucleus; mRNA cleavage and polyadenylation specificity factor complex. Lineage: Eukaryota; Metazoa; Arthropoda; Malacostraca; Decapoda; Portunidae. The record is from RefSeq and is a predicted model, not a curated record.
UAUGUGGUACCGUUGGAAAUGAUGCGCCUCGCGGCCUCCCUGGCCUGUGCUCCCUCUCAUUUCACAUUCACAAGCCACUGACUGCCUCGAAGCGGCGCGGCGGGCGGCGGAAGAUCUACUAAGAUGGCAGAACUCUCAUUUGCUGUGAUUUGCUCGAGCAACAUGAAUCGCAGCAUGGAAGCUCAUGCUUUCUUGAGUAAAAAGGGAUUCAAUGUGCGAUCCUUUGGAACUGGAGAUAAAGUGAAACUACCAGGCCCUGCACCUGACAAACCCAAUUGUUAUGAGUUUGGAACCUCCUAUGAUGAUAUCUACAAUGAUCUCUUGAAGAAAGAUAAGACUCUAUAUACUCAAAAUGGUCUCCUCCAUAUGCUAGACAGAAAUAGAAGAAUUAAGCCAGAUCCUGAACGAUUUCAAAUUAGCAAAGACAAAUUUGAUAUCAUUAUUACCUGUGAAGAGAGGGUUUAUGAUCAAGUUCUUGAAUGCUUAGAAGCAAGAAUUCCAGAAGAAAAUACUCCAGUCCAUGUCAUUAACAUAGAUAUUCAAGACAACCAUGAGGAGGCCACCAUUGGUGCUUUCAUGAUCUGUGAGCUGGCUGCUUUGCUGUCUGGAACUGAAGAUUUGGAUAAUGAUAUUGAUGAAUUGCUUCAUGAAUUUGAGACAAAAUGCCAAAGGAAUGUUCUUCAUUGCGUACAGUUUUAUUGAACAGAAGACUGUUCAAGAUGUGGGCCUCAGGGGAUACUUCCUGAUAUUUCAUUCCUGAAUAUCAAAUUGUGCUCUGGUAUAUAUAUAUAUAUAUA